AUGAAUCUCGCCAUGGAAGCUCAUAUUGACGCUUUCGCACUCAAUAUCGCAGCAGGAUGGGCUGGCAACGAUGUCCAAAUUGCCAAUGCAUUUACUGCGGCCAAUUCGUUGGGCUUCAAGUUGUUUUUCUCUUUCGACUACGCAGGAAACGGUCCCUGGGCCGAGUCUGAUGUCUAUAACCUUAUUCGAAAAUAUGCUUCGAAUGGCGCCUACUAUCAUUAUAAUGGUGCGCCUUUCGUAUCAACGUUUGAAGGCGCCGAUAAUGCAAAUGACUGGAUCAGCAUCAAAGCAGAGACGGGUUGCUUCUUCAUGCCAGACUGGUCCUCUCGAGGUGCUGGAGUGGCGCUCAAGCUUGGAGGGGGCAUUGCAGACGGGCUUUUCAGCUGGGCAGCAUGGGCGUGGGGGUCUCGGAACAUGACCACUUACGUGGACGCGUCGUAUAACCAGACCCUGAACGGAUAUAACAAGAACUGGUUGUGGCGCAGCGAUGACCUAUGGUAUGAUCGUUGGCAGCAGGUCUGGUAUUUCCAGCCCGAGUUCGUCGAGAUCAUUUCAUGGAACGACUUUGGAGAAUCUCACUAUAUCGGGCCACUCGAUGCCACCCAAUACGAUGCCUUCAAGGUUGGGAACGCACCAUAUAACUACGUGGAAAACAUGCCACAUGAUGGCUGGCGCCAACUUCUUCCCUACGUGAUUGACACCUAUAAAAAUGGGCAUGCAACGUUUGAUACAGAAGUCCUUGUGACUUGGUAUCGGCCGACAUUGGCAAGCGCAUGUGGUGAUGGCGGAACAACAGCAAACACUGCAAGCCAACUCCAGAUCGAAUACAGACCCGUGGAUAUUGUGGAUGAUCGUAUUUUCGUCUCUGCCCUGCUCAGUGAGCCGGCAUACUUGACGAUCAACUAUGGCGUAGGGGAAUACGGCGUCAACUGGGAUUACACCCCAGAAGGUGGAGUGGGUAUUUACCAUGCAAGUAUGGCCUUGAAUGGAGAAACCGGGCCCGUCACGAUGCAGUUACUGCGUGACUCUGGUGUUUUCAUAUCAUAUAACCCUUCGCAGGCUAUCUCUACGACCUGCACAAAUGGCAUUACCAAUUGGAAUGUCUGGGUCGGCUCUGCAACAUCCACGCUGACCAGCACGAUUCCCCCACCCCUCUCGCUAAGCAAUCAAGUCUGCGUACAGGGCUGGGGUGCGGGCAACUUUGAAGGGCUCUGCGAGUUUACCUCUUCGCUUGCAAUUAUGGCUACUGUCCCUCCAGUGCCUGCAGCACAACCAAAGUCCCUCCUUAUAUCCCCACAACGUCGCCAUUCAAUCCGCCUGCCUGCACUGGGGGUCAUGGCGAUGGCGGCUUUGCAGGCCUUUGCAGCUUUGCUUGCAACUAUGGAUAUUGCCCUAUUCAUACUUACAGUGGUCUAUGUGCUUGGGCGUGCAGCCACGGGUACUGCCCCACAGGUGCUUGUUCUAGUGGACCGACAGGGUCCUCGGGGAGUCUGGGUUUCGUUUGGGGAUUCCUUCAGUGCUGGACCUGGAGCGGGAAAUUAUCUCGACAGUUUUCUCAGCGGCUGCCUCAGAACUAAUAACUCGUAUCCCAUGCAGCUCAAUAAGGCGCUGGAGGGAUUAGCACCGAACGCUUUUAAGUUCGAAUUUCUGGCGUGCUCUGGGUCUUUAACGGAUGAUCCGAAAAUGAAACAGCAACUUCUCACGUGGAGCAAUUCUUCCAAUUUCGGUACGAUUACCAUAGGUGGCAAUGACGCUGGGUUUGCCAAGGUUCUGAUUCAGUGCAUUCUCCAACCGCCUACCUAUGGGAAGUCGGGGCAUUGGUGGAGCGGCGAGACGUUUGAUUGCGAAGGCGAAAUCUCCAAUUCCCAGGCUAUCGUUAACGACGAAAGAUAUGUACAGGCUCUCGUCAAGGCAUAUACAAAUAUUUUUACCGGUCCCCCCCUUGACCAGCAAUUCGACCUCUUCGUGGCUGGCUACAGUCGGUUCUUUGAUACAAGCAGCGAGACAGAUUGUGGGACCCUCGGCAUGCUCUGGAACAAGCCUGCGAUUACUUACAAUUUACGGCAGUCAAUUAACUCUCUAGUCCUUCAGGUCAACGAAAAGAUCCAACAGGCUGUUGCAGCUACUGAAGUUACUCAGAACCGGUCCAUCACGUAUGUGGACUGGGAUUCACGGAUGGAUGGGCACCGCUUCUGCACUCCUGGCUACAGUGAUGAACCUAUUCAGAACAAAUAUGAAGCAGCUCAUGAGUACUUCUUUGCGGCAGUAGGCUCAGAAGACAAUUAUCCGGGCGAGGAGGAUAAGUGGCCCCCGUCAAGUACUACGCCUUAUCCUCCAGAAAGCGGCACCUACUCCUUCUCCGUCGACCCCAAGACCUGUGCAGGCAACCUGGAUAACCCCGCUAACAUCUACGACCCCGACGAGCUCGUCAAUAUUUGGUGCACGUGGGCUAUUGAGGCAGCUUCGAACGCAUCCUUUGCCACUGCAAUCGAAGCGUACUUUACUCCCCAGGCCGCCAGUUCAGCAGAUGAGAGUAUGACAGUGGCCUGGACAAAUAACAAGCUGGUUGUGACCUCUUCAGGUUCUCAGGGGUGGACAGCAAAAAUCUUUCAUCCUAAGAGCCUGGGACAUGGCCUCAUUGCCGAAGCCCUCCUAGCGGCUAUCAAGGGCAAGGAGUAG
This is a messenger RNA of Aspergillus pseudoviridinutans, 2679 nucleotides long. RefSeq lists its product as uncharacterized. Gene Ontology annotation, molecular function: glucan endo-1,3-alpha-glucosidase activity; triacylglycerol lipase activity. The record is from RefSeq and is a predicted model, not a curated record. Gene Ontology annotation, biological process: triglyceride catabolic process. Bases 1 to 2679 code for a protein of 892 amino acids. NCBI's taxonomy places the organism in Eukaryota, Fungi, Ascomycota, Eurotiomycetes, Eurotiales, Aspergillaceae. The transcript is spliced from 8 exons.